Molecule: messenger RNA, 1220 nt
Organism: Paramacrobiotus metropolitanus
Lineage: Eukaryota; Metazoa; Tardigrada; Eutardigrada; Parachela; Macrobiotidae
Product: 39S ribosomal protein L15, mitochondrial-like
Exons: 4
Coding region: 195-1082 (295 amino acids)
Biological process (GO): translation
Cellular component (GO): mitochondrial large ribosomal subunit
Molecular function (GO): structural constituent of ribosome
Source: RefSeq, a predicted model, not a curated record
AAAUACGAAAAAGUCACAAGUGCGAAAAACAACAUGAAGCUCUCAGAAUAAUAAAAUUUAGUUUUUAUUUGUUUUGUCUGGUCUUCGAACUUCGAUGGUUUGAUUCUAGUUACAGUUGACUUUCUUUCAACAGAUAUUAUUACGGGACCUCCUUACCUAGGGCUUCUGGAGUGUCCCCAUUUAGGAUAGUAGCCAUGUCCGGCUCAAAAAGCACUGAUUUAGCUCUUAAGCUCUUAUACCGUCUUCCCCGAGUAUCGGUUAACAACUUGCGGCCUCUGCAACGGAACAAAAGAGCGAGUCAAACACCAAGAGGACAAUACGGUGGAGGGCUGCACGGGGACCGUAAUUAUGGCACUCGUGAAGGCAGAGGAACUCUUCCACCCUUGGGAUGGGAAGGAGGCCAGACUCCAUAUUUCCUUAAACAUCCGUCUGAAAUGUACUACAAAAACUUCAGAUUACGACGGCAGUAUCCACCGCUUUCGAUGCUAAAUCUGCAGAGGAUGAUCGAUACGGGGCUUCUUGAUCCAGAUCAACCUGUUGACCUCGGAGUGAUAUGUAAUACAAAAGUAUACCGAAUAGAUCCAUGGGCUGGACAUUUUGGAGUUAAUCUCACAGAGGAGGGCAUUGAUCGAUUCGCUGCGAAGGUUAAUUUGGAAGUCCAGUGGGCCUCAGAGAACGUUAUCGCUGCUGUGGAAAAAAACGGUGGCACCAUUACAUUAGCGUACUACGAUCCAGUUUCCCUGCAAGCCCUUCACGAUCCGGGUUAUUUUUUUACCAAAGGGACGCCGAUUCCUCGGCGUAGUGUACCCCCUGAGAAUUGCCUAGAGCAUUAUUCGAAUCCCAAGAUGCGCGGCUAUUUGGCCAAUCCAAAGGAAGUGAGUGAAGCCAGACUGGAAUUGGCACAAAAGUUCGGGUACACUCUACCUGAUAUUACCAAAGAUCCAUUAUACGAUAUGCUGAUGAAACGAAAGGAUCCUCGGCAGGUGUUUUAUGGCUUGGAGCCGGGUUGGGUGGUCAAUUUAACGGACAAAGUUGUUUUAAAACCCACCGACGAACUCCUUCGAACAUAUUAUCAGUCUUGAUUUUUAUUGACGUUUUUGAUGGGAUGUAAUAUGUAAUAUUUGUAAUGGACGAGAAACAAAUAAACGCUCGUCAAAAGCUGUUUAGUUUAUUCGUGAAUAGUGCUCUGUUUGUACAUGAGGCAGAGUGAGAAGUGCAAC